Messenger RNA from Bufo gargarizans (Asiatic toad), 4944 nucleotides. It is a transcript of the gene MDM4, whose product is annotated as MDM4 regulator of p53. Gene Ontology annotation, biological process: protein ubiquitination; negative regulation of apoptotic process; regulation of cell cycle. The record is from RefSeq and is a predicted model, not a curated record. Bases 174 to 1568 code for a protein of 464 amino acids. Gene Ontology annotation, cellular component: nucleus. Gene Ontology annotation, molecular function: ubiquitin-protein transferase activity. Lineage: Eukaryota; Metazoa; Chordata; Amphibia; Anura; Bufonidae. The transcript has 11 exons.
UAUUGGAGAACUUCGGAAGACACACCGCCGUGCGUGAACCGGAAGCGCUAAUUUCCCGGGACGUUGUCGCUAACUGUCCUUAGUCGUGGCCGGGGAGGCGGCGCACGGCCUUACGACAUGUCAUAGGGCGAUUAUAAGGUACACCUUCACGUAUAGCUUUUGACACUGCCAAAAUGUCAACUUCUACCUCCUCGCAGCAGCUGCUGGGACUAAACCCCUGUAAUCGUAGCAUACAGGACACAGAUGGGAAUGUGGUACGACCACAACCAGCUCUGCUGAAGCUUCUGCACACAGCAGGGGCAAAGGGACAUACGUUUACUGUAAAACAGGUUAUGCAUUUUUUAGGACAGUACAUCAUGGUGAAGCAGCUGUAUGACAAGCAGCAGCAGCACAUCGUUCACUGCGGCACAGAUGAACUUGGGAAGCUAUUGGGCAUCACAACGUUUUCUGUCAAAGACCCAAGUCCAUUGUAUGAGAUGUUAAAGAAGAAUCUUUCUAGAGUUCCUUGCACAGAUGCUGCUCAAAGUCCCUCAAGAGACCUAACGCAGGAUACUGGCGGUUUGGAGCGGCAGAAGCAUUUUGAUGAAUCUGCGCACGAAGAGAUCACUGACAUCAGGGUUACGUCUUCCUCCUCCCAUAAGCCACUUGCAGAAGAUGGUGAAAAUCUGGCCACUCUAGAGCAGGAUGGCUUGAAUCUCUCCUUUGAAGAAUGGGAUGUUGCCGGUCUACCCUGGUGGUUUCUGGGGAAUUUGAGGGCAAAUUAUAAUCCCCUUAGUUAUGGGUCCACAGACAUCCCUUCCAACCAGGACAUAGAUACAGCCCUUGUUUCUGAUACCACGGAUGACUUGUGGUUCCUCAAUGACAAUCGGUCAGAUCAAAUUAAUGUGGAGGUGAAAGUGGAAAGUCUGGAUUCUCAAGAUAGUGAGGGUGAAGACAUGAAAGAAAAUGAAGGAAAGAAAGUGAUCGAGCUGACCAUAUAUGAUGAUUUAGAGGACACACAAAGCCUGAGUGAUACAGAUACAGAGAUUUCUUCUGAGGACUGCUGGCAAUGCAACAAUUGCCAUAAGUUUAAUUCCCCUUCAAAGCGCUACUGCUUCCGCUGCUGGGCGUUACGCAAGGAUUGGUAUGCAGACUGCCCGCCUCUAACUCAUACACUUUCCACCCCUGCUCUAUCUGCUAAUGUCAGUUCCCUAGAAAUGAAGAAUGGCAUUGACAUUCCCGACUGCCGCAGAACAGUUUCUGCCCCCAUGGUGCGUGUGAAAAACAAGGAUAAAAAUAGACAAGCUCCUUUCUUAGAGCCCUUAGAUUUGGCAUCAAAUGCCAGAAAUCUCUCAGAAAGCACAGACACUCUUCUCGAUUUGGAAGAAGCAUCACUGGAGUCCAGUCGUCCCUUGUUGGAACCAUGCAAGCUGUGCCACCGGCGCCCACGUAAUGGCAACGUAGUGCACGGCCGUACAGGCCACUUGGUGACCUGUUUUCUCUGUGCAUGCAAACUGAAGAAUACUCGAAAGGGAUGUCCAGUGUGUAAGAAACCAAUACAGAUGGUGGUAAAAACCUAUGUGCCGUAGCAUUGGAGCAGCACCGCUGUCUGAAUUGUAGACCUGCAGCUGUUGGCGGCCUAAAAUGCCACCAGCGACCUCCCUAUCAAACGGUUUGUGUAGACACAUAGUUGUGGUUCACUGUGGUGCGCCUUUGGUGCAAUUAGGGUGUUGCCAUCAAUCUUGUGUCCAAGCUCCAUUCAUUUCUGUGGCCAGCUCCUUCCUUGCUGCUUUGCCUCUACCUGGCCUUGUCAGUCAAAGCAGCCAGGGAGGAGUUGGCUGCAGCAAUGAUUUGAGUUUGGGUGCAAUGAUCAAUGGUGGCUCCCUCAUUGCACCAAAGGCUUAAUUUGCAUACAAAGAAAAAGUAUUAUAACUCUUGAACGGAGCCUCAGCUCAACAAAAGAAAAAACUCAUUUUAAUCAGGGGAACCACAGCUAUGUGUCUAUGCGAACAGCUUGAUGGGGAGGUCGCUGGUGACAGAUUGCCUUUAAGCACCUUUUUUUUUUUCUUUGAAGGAGACCUGGAUUUCGACAGUACAAAAAAUGUUUUAUUGUUUACCUUUAGCAGUGGAUGUUUUGCCUGAUUCCAGUCUUCAUAUCUGACCAUGCUUUAUCACUGCCAUGAUAUGCUGAAGUGUUUUCUGUUGCGGAGUUCUGCUUAAGAUACCACCAGGAGCAGAAAAUGAAACUUUUUUGUUCAAGAGUAUUUAUGAAGAUAUAAGAAUAUAUAAGGAAGAUAUGUGUAUCUAUUUAUGUUUGGACUUCAGUCUUUAUGGUUUGAUGUGCCUGGAAUUCCUGUACAAGGCCCUUCCAGCCAGUGUUUCUGCAGUCUGUCACAAUGCAACUAUAGUCAGCAAUGCAUAAAAGGAAGCUCAUUGUAUAUUUCUUUGCCUUCUUGUUAGUAUGAAAGUCUUUUUUAAUUUAGGUUUUACACGGCACUUCUGUAAGAAAAGAAGUGCCAGAAAAACGUGAUUUCUUUCUAUCCUAUAGGUGUUCAUGUUGCCAAAGUUCUCACUUACAUGUGGGUUUAGAGUGAAAGUAAUUGAAAAGCCCAAUGCAAUUUUAAUUUUUCAUGUGCACUUCUGAAAGCAAGCAAAUGGCUACCACCUUAAAGGGGUGGGCCACUUUUCUGUCAUUUUGUGUCCUUGCUGUAUGCCAUUUAAUGUUUUCAUUGUAUACAUUUUUCCUGAUUGCUUUUAGGGUGCAUCCUGAGCUGUUAAACAGCGGCUGUGCGGUUGGCGGCACGUUCAAAUGGCGUCCGAUGCACUCUCUAUCCUUCUGUGUGGUCACACAGGUGCAAUAUGAUAAAGGAGAGUGCGCUGGACGCAGGAGGGAGUCUAGGCAGGGCAUGUGCUGAGCGCUUCAUCGGGAGGAAGCAGGCGUAGACUAGACAUGCGCAGAUCGCUUUGGCGUCUGAAUAGUACAAGUGACCCAAGAUGGGACAGGAGAAAGCGGAGCUGAAUUACACGGAGUAUGAGCAGGACGCAUCCGGAGAAUAUGCGUAGUACAGUAGACGGGAGCGCGCAAUGCCGAAUAGAUGGGUGGAUGAAGCUAAGCAUUCGCUAUAUGACGUCCUAAUGAACAGCACAGCCGCUGUUUACAGCUGGGCAUGUGACCAAAAAAUAAUUAGCAACAUGGGAAUCGGCAAAGGAAUAAUUCAUACCAUGGAAACAUGAAAUAACAUACAAUAAGGCGCCUUGCAAGAUAGAAAAGUGGCCAUCCUCUUUAGAGGGCCUGUCAGCAAGGCCAGCCCCAUUAAACCAAGCAUACUACCUGGUAGGGUUGAUCCUGCAGUUUAAAAUAAUACUUGACCUGUAAAAUAGAUUUUGGCGUUCCCGAGCAAAAAAGGUUUUUAUUCUUUGCAAAUGAGGACUUCAGUGUAAAGAGUUAAGAGGCCAAGCUACAGUGCACCUCAGCUCUCCGGUGCUAGAUACACCCCUCAGUGCACUGAAGACCUAAUUUGCGUAAAGAAUAAAGGUCUAAUUUUCUCGGGAACACUGCAAUAGAUUUUCACAGGUCAGGUAUUGUUUUAGUCAGCAGAAUCAACCCUACCAGGCAGUGGGCAUGCUGUAAGAGGGUUCAUCCGGUUGACAUCGAAAAUUGAAUCCAAAGCUUUUACUGCAAUUCUCCUUUGCAGUAACUGAAAUAUUAUGUAAACAGCUUUUUUAGCUUUUUUUUUUCUACAAUGGAUUUGGCUGCGGUGAAUCCACUGCAAAAUCUUCAUGUAAUUAUUGUGAUUUGCUGCAGACUUGAUGUGUGUUUGCAACGCCAUGGGUAAAAUCCACGUCCUGGUCCUGAGCUGCAUAUAACACAUGAAGGUUUUGCAAUGAAUUCACUGCUGACAAAUCCAUAGUAACAAAAAAAUAAAAUAAAAAUAAAAUAUAUAUGAAACUUCCCUUUUCGAAGUGUUUAUUUACAGAUUGGCUUCUGCCAUCCAUGGCCAACAGCGGCUAUGACUGCAAAGCUAUGGAAUAAUACAGUGAUGUGGAGUUUAAAUGCCCUCCAUAAUAUAUUCCCCUGUGCAGGUAUGGGGGAGAAUCAUCAAAACUGGUGCAAAGGAAACUGACUUGGUUGCUCAUAGCAACCAAUCGGCUUCCACGUUUCAUUUUUAGAGCUGCUUUGGAAAAUGAAAGGACCAAUCUGAUUGGUUGCUAAGCCAGUUUUCCUUUGCACCAGUUUUGAUAACUCUCCCCCAUUGCGUCUGUCGAAGACCAAAUACUGUAGCUCACCUGUUCUUAUGGGUGGAAAAGGCCAGAAGAGCUUGUUCCAGCUCUGCUCUUAACGUCUCCCUCCUCAUCUGUUACCAGUAUUGUCACUUACAAGUGUUCACACAUGUGCUCUUUCUUGUUCAGUUAUUAUGUGGAAAGGCAACAGCCAGUUGACAUGUCCAGUUAAAAUGGAAUUGAAUCCUGUUGUGAUCUGCUGAGGUUGUCCCACAGCAGGUCCUCCUAUACUCGUAUAGCCUGUAAAUGAAACAGCUUAACUUAGUAGGUUAGGUAAGGAUGUGACCCGUGGGACAACCUCCUUAACCCUUGUGUCUGGGUUAUUAAUCUCUGCAUAUGUGGCCUACAGGACAGGGCGUUAAUAUUGUGCCUAAGAAGUUUUAGUAAAGAUUCAUUGUUUUUACAGAUGUUAAGAAGCUGUGGAGGACCUGAAACUGUGUGUUCUCCACUGAGCUUGUUAUUCUCCACGUACAGCAAGCCUAGUGCUUAUUCAUUUUGUGGGGUUUUUUUUUUGUUUUUUUGUUUAUGUAUGCAUGUGAAGAAGCUUGUUUGCACUAUGUGAUCAUUUUGUACCAAGUAAUCUACAUUUGUUGACAGGAGGAAAAUAUGGAUGCGUUAAGACUGUGAUUAUAAUGUUUUUUUUUUCCCCUUAUGGUUCUGGAAAAUAAAGUAUUUUACAAAGUU